Molecule: messenger RNA, 3766 nt
Organism: Lepus europaeus (European hare)
Lineage: Eukaryota; Metazoa; Chordata; Mammalia; Lagomorpha; Leporidae
Gene: C1H2orf69
Product: chromosome 1 C2orf69 homolog
Exons: 2
Coding region: 107-1252 (381 amino acids)
Cellular component (GO): mitochondrion
Source: RefSeq, a predicted model, not a curated record
CUCCGCGCCGGCUCCCGCCCGGGCCGCUCCCGCCGACCGUUGGCCGGGCUGCCGAAGCCCCUCCUUCAGGACCCCCGCCUCCGGGCCGCUCUGGCGGCGGCGACCCAUGUGGGGGUUACGACUCCUGCGGUCGCCGCCGCUGCUGCUCUUGCUGCCGCAGCUCGGGAUCGGAGCCGCCUCGUCCUGCUCUCAGGCCAGAACCAUGAACUCGGGCGGCGCGCGAUGCUCCCCGGCCGCCGAGGGGUGCCGCCGGCAGUGUCUGCGGCUGUCCACGGUGCCGGGAGCCGAGCCGCAGCGCAGCAAUGAGCUGCUGCUGCUGGCGCCCGCGGGGGAGGGACGGGAGCGGCGGGGCCUCCCCGGGGACCCGGCGAAGGAGGAGCCGCAGCCGCCGCCCCAGCAUCACGUCCUCUACUUUCCCGGGGAUGUGCAGAAUUAUCAUGAAAUUAUGACUCAUCAUCCUGAGAACUACCAGUGGGAAAACUGGAGUCUAGAAAAUGUUGCCACCAUUUUAGCCCACCGAUUCCCCAAUAGUUAUAUUUGGGUGAUAAAGUGUUCCCGAAUGCAUUUGCACAAAUUCAGCUGCUAUGACAAUUUUGUGAAAAGCAACAUGUUUGGUGCUCCAGAACACAAUACUGACUUUGGAGCUUUUAAACACCUCUAUUCUUUAUUAGUUAAUGCUUUUAACUUAAGUCAUAACAGUUUAUUAUCGAAGAAUGUGAAUGUUUGGAAGAAGGACUCCAAAACAUCUAACUGUAGAUCCAGUUCUUCUACUACUAAUGGCUGCCAGGGAGAAACAGAGAGGACCUGUGAACAAUUUGAUGAGUCUGCCAUGAGUUUUCAUCCACCUUCACUAAAUGGUGCAUCUUUUACUUUGAUUGGAUUCAGUAAAGGUUGUGUUGUUCUGAAUCAGUUGCUUUUUGAAUUGAAAGAAGCCAAGAAAGACAAGAAUAUAGAUACUUUCAUCAGAAGCAUAAGAAUGAUGUACUGGUUGGAUGGUGGUCACUCUGGAGGAAGCAAUACUUGGGUUACUUAUCCAGAAGUCUUGAAAGAAUUUGCACAAACAGGGAUUAUUGUUCACACCCAUGUAACACCUUACCAAGUACGUGAUCCCAUGAGAUCUUGGAUUGGAAAAGAGCACAAGAAAUUUGUUCAGAUACUUGAGGAUUUUGGUAUGCAGGUGACUAGCCAAAUUCAUUUUGCAAAGGAAACUCCUUCCAUAGAAAAUCACUUUAGGGUUCAUGAAGUAUUUUGAGACUUCGAGUACACUCAUGUACUCAACUUAGUGGAAGAACAUAAGCACUUUCAGUGUUACAAAUUCAGAUAAUGAGAUAUUAUUCAUAAGUGCAUUGAUUCAGAUGAGAUAUAAUAUAUAGAUGCAUUGAAUCAGAUAAUGAGAAGUAAUUCAUAGGUGCAUUAUCAUUUUGGGGAUGGGGUAAGCACACAUUCCUAAAAUAUGAGUGUUAUGUGCAAUAGUAUUAUUUGCUUGUGAAUGUGAGCAGUUUUAAAUUUGGAUUGGGUUAGAAUUAGUUAAUUUGAAAUCUAAAAAAGUGGUUUGUGAUAAUCCUUUGAGAAAAUAUAAAAGAAAGUUAUUAAAUAGUCCCUUGAAAAGAUAACUAACAUUGUGUUUGUUGGAAUUAGUUGAUUUUCUGAGUAACGCUUUCAAUUAAUUUUGAUGACAUUAAAACAGUAUUAGCUCAGAAACUUAAGAAUAUUUCCUUUCUCUUCAAACAGAGCAAAGCACAGUUUCCCAUCAUUUUGGAAUUAACUAUUCUGCCUCUUGUGUUACCUAACUCAGACACAUUCUUAAUGUGUCACCAAGUGUUUUUUUUCUUCUUGAGCGUCAAAAUAUAUUUGAUUACAAAUAUCUAAGAAUGUGCAAUAGUGUAAAGUUUUUUUUUUUCAAUAUUACACCUCAGCACUGUGGCUUAAUUUUUCUUUUUAAAUAUUUAUUUGAGAGAUAGGGAAAGAGCUCCUAUCACUGGCUUACUACCCAAAAGCCUGGGGCUGCUGCAACCAGACCAGGCUGAUGCUGCAAGCCCAGAACUCAGUCUGGGUGUCCCAUGUGGGUGGCAAGAACCCAAUUUAUUUGGGCCACCACCACUGCCUCUCAGCGUUUAAAUUGGUAGAAAGUAGAAGUGGGAGCUGGAGCCAAGCAUUGAACCCAGGUACUCCAGUGUGGGACACAGAUAUCUCAAUCAGUGACUUCACCUCUAGGCCAGCUGCUGACCCCAUUGCUUAAUUUUUAAUUGACAAUUUUUAAUUAAUUAUUUUGGAUAAGACAGUUUGAGGUUUCUUGAAUCUUGGCCAAAAACCAGUUGUUUUGGAAAAACUGGUUUAAAUUGAGCAUAAUUAUGUAUAUUGGGUAAAAAUAUACUACAGAGCAGAUUUCAGAUUUUUCAUUAUAUCAAUCUUUUGAAAGAGAUCAACUUUGGUAAAAUAAAUAUAUAAUGCUGUAUUUGUUAGUGCUCCAUUGAAAAGGAGACAGAUUCCACAGACCUAAAUCAAUGUUCCUCUAGAAGCAUGAUUUUGUCUGCCAAAAGAAAAUAGCUCUCUUUGGCCAAAAUGCAAAAUUAUAUUGCUAUAAGAAAAGUUAUAAGGGAAAGUUUGAAGACACAAAUGAUUUAGUUUUGGCUCAAAAACUGAAUUUGCUUAACACUGCUACAUAAUUUGGGGGAAGUUUCCUUCUGCCCGUUUUUCUUGACCUAGAUAAAUACAUUUUGAGAAACCAAGAUCUAAUGAAUUUCAGCCUACUUUGAAGCAAUGGUGUGUUUACAAUAAAAGGUGACCAGUCACUUUUUUGUUGUUUAUUAAUAAUUAGCUUUUGCAGGUCAUGAGGUAACUAAGCAGGGAAGUAACAUGCUGCUUUAGGACUGAGAAAAAAUACACUGAGGCUUAAUUUUAAUCCAGAGGACCUAUAUUUACAAAACAAUAAAAAAUAAAAAUGUUAACUUCUUGGUUUCUUCUCAGAAUUACACUUAAUGACUCUAUACAUACAUUCCAAGUAUUCAGAGACUCAUAAGAUUCUUACCAAAUGCUUAAAAAUCUUUUUGGUGUUUUAAUAAUUUUAUACACUACAGAAGUGUAUUUUUUAAGAUAAAAUAGUUUUGUAUUACUUCAGUUUCUUUAAAUACCUGCUGUUUCUUUUGAGACCAAAUAUUUCUAUUAAGUCAGCCUGAUUUUAACAUACUGUGCCUACAAAGCACUAUGAUUGGAUGGCUUUUUUUCAAUUUAAUAAUCCUAGGUUAAGUUCUUGUUUCUAAUGUAAAAUAGCUGAGUUACUGACUGUUCUAUGGAGUGGGGAAGGAAGGACAUUUAUUUUCAUGGGAUUAACAAAUGAAAAGGCAGGACUUUCAGAGGACAUUCAUUUAAAAAUUUUCAGGUAUUUAAAAAUUUGGGUGCUUCAGCUAUCCAGUCCUGUGAAUGCUUAAUUACAAUUUUGUAUGUUGAAUGGAUAUUAAGAAUAACUAACUGAGAAUACAGAACUUCCAUCAUCUCAAAAUAAGGUAACAAGGGAAAGUAAAAUUAUUUUCUGGAACAAAUAUAUAUAUAUAUAUCAAGUUGAUCAAUACUCAAAUGUUUUCAGUCUUAACAUUUCAAACUGGUCCUUUCUCUACCUUUGUUUAAAAUUGUUACUGUAAUUGUUAAUGUAUCCUUUUGAAUUGUGCCUUUGUUGUGAGUCAGUUGAGAAAAGUAGUCUUACAAAUACUGUGAAAGUUGUUACCCCCAAAGCAUGAAUGUAUAAUUGUAUUAAAAGUAAUAAUCCACA